AAUUUGAAGGUGAAGCACCCCAGGCUGUUGGAAGUGGCACAGACAAAACCCUUAUGCCAUAAUACUAAUUCAGCCCCCAGCGUUAAAUGUGCCCUUUACUUGCCCUUUAAAGAAUGUUACAACAUGCCGUAGCGCUGCGAUCUCCAACCUUUGGUCCUUGUUCUACCCCUAUGGUUUGGAACCAGCUACAGGCGGAGAACCACAGGCUGGAAUUGCUGCUGUAGGGAAGAAAUAAACAACUUGCACUGGGUCUGUGCUGCCUGUGCAAAGGUGGAAACCUUCCUUGGUAAGAGCUCAGCCUAUUUAGGGACUAGUGUCCUGCAGAAUCAAACGCCGUUUGAGCUCAGAAACUCCAAGGUGGUCACUCAGUGCACCAUGAAGGUCGAGCUGAUCCCGGCCCUCACUGACAACUACAUGUACCUGCUCAUUGAUGAGGAGAGCAAAGAGGCAGCCAUUGUGGAUCCCGUGCAGCCCCAAAAGGUUGUGGACGCAGUAAAGAAACAUGGAGUUAAAUUGACCACUGUCCUUACAACACACCACCACUGGGAUCACGCUGGCGGAAAUGAGAAGCUUGUGAAGAUGGUGUCUGGUUUAAAAGUAUACGGAGGGGACAGCAGAAUUGGGGCACUAACACAGAAAGUUUCCCAUCUAACCACCUUCCAGGUGGGAUCCCUCCACGUGAAAUGUCUCUAUACCCCAUGCCACACGUCGGGGCACAUCUGCUACUAUGUCACAAAGCCCAACAGCACCGAGCCACCCGCAGUGUUCACAGGUGAUACCCUCUUUGUGGCAGGAUGCGGGAAGUUCUUCGAAGGGACACCAGAGGAGAUGUACGCUGCCUUGAUUGAGGUCUUGGGCCGCCUUCCACCUGAAACGAGAGUCUACUGUGGCCACGAGUACACAAUCAACAAUCUCAAGUUUGCGCGGCACGUGGAACCAUGCAAUGACGCAAUAAAACAAAAGUUGGCUUGGGCGAAGGAGACUUACAACAGUGGAGAGCCUACUAUCCCUUCUACUCUUGCCGAAGAAUUCACAUUUAAUCCUUUUAUGAGAGUGAGAGAGAAGUCGGUGCAGGAGCAUGCUGGGGAACGAGACCCCAUCUCUACGAUGGGAGCGAUCCGUAAGGAAAAAGAUCAUUUCAAGCCCUCAGCUUCCCGGCUGUAGUGAGAACCACCAGUGCCUUCAAUAAACUGCCUCGACUCCUGCAGUCUUCACGGUCCGUCCUUCCGUCCAUCUUGGGCUAACUGCCAGCCUUAUCCAUAACCCAAGCUGGGCCUGAGGAUUCGCUCUGACCUGGGCGCUGACAGAAGGAACACACCGAUGAUUCGUCUACUUAAUAAUUGCACUGGAAAUUCUUUUUGUUUCUUUGUAAAUAAAUUCAAAUUUGCCCUUUA
Messenger RNA from Xenopus tropicalis (tropical clawed frog), 1394 nucleotides. It is a transcript of the gene hagh, whose product is annotated as hydroxyacylglutathione hydrolase. Bases 376 to 1164 code for a protein of 262 amino acids. The record is from RefSeq and is a predicted model, not a curated record. Gene Ontology annotation, biological process: methylglyoxal catabolic process. Gene Ontology annotation, cellular component: mitochondrial matrix; cytoplasm. Lineage: Eukaryota; Metazoa; Chordata; Amphibia; Anura; Pipidae. Gene Ontology annotation, molecular function: hydroxyacylglutathione hydrolase activity. The transcript is spliced from 10 exons.